Molecule: messenger RNA, 939 nt
Organism: Closterium sp. Yama58-4
Lineage: Eukaryota; Viridiplantae; Streptophyta; Zygnematophyceae; Desmidiales; Closteriaceae
Source: the annotation of a GenBank genome assembly
AUGGAAGCUGGGGGAGAGGGGAGCAGUGGAGGGUGGAGCAGUGGAGGGAGGAGCAAUGGAGGGGCAGAGCGGGAAGGGGAAUGGCGAGAACAGGCAGAGGGGAAAUGGUGGCAUUGCAGCAGGGGGAGGAGUAACAGGUGGGACGAGCAGGGGAACGGGAGUGGCAGAGGAGGGGGUACAGCAAGAGGGGGCAGAAGGAGGGGAGGGAGGAGUGAGGGGUGUGGCGGGGGGGCGGUGCCUCAAGGGGGAGUGGACGUCACGGGCUGGGAUGACGUGUUCUUAGCUGACGUGGGCGUGACGUGGCAGGGCCUGGGGCUGCAAGGGGAGGUGGAGGAGGCGAUGUGCAGGGCGGGCUUUAAGCGGCCGUCUGCCAUUCAGGUGAGGUGCGAGGUGGUGUGGAGGCGACAACAUUGGUGCCUGAAAGCAGACUGUGUCAUGCCGUCCGCUCCUUGCUCAUCCCCUUUAUCUUCAAACUCCACGUUUGUGCAUUCUGGCGUCAUUCCCCCAACUCCUGUCGAUACCUCCCUCGUUUCUCUGUUUGCUCUCUCUCAUCUCCAUUAUAAUGACACUCGAUAUUGUGUGCAGGCGGGCGCCAUUCCGCAGAUCCUAUCCGGAUCAGACGUGGUGGUGGCCGCUGAAACGGGCAGUGGGAAAACGCAUGCUUACCUGGCACCCGUGCUGAGUCAUGUGCUGACGUGGCGCGAGGAGGAGAGGCGGAGGGAGAUGGCAGAGAGGGAAGAGGGGAGGGCGGGUGAGGAGGAGGGAAGUGAGGGGAGGAGUGAGGGAAGGCUGGGAGAGGAUGGUGAAGUGGGAGAGGUGAGAAGGAGGAGGGUGGGAGCUCGCAAGUUUGCUCUGGUGCUGUGUCCCAACGCUGCCCUGUGCCGCCAGGUGGGUGAUGAGAGGAUGAGGGGUUGUGUGAUGGGGAGGGGGGGUGUGUGA